AUGUCUCGUCCUAUUGGAUAUAUCGGAUACGAGUUUGGUGAUGAUGAAAUGUUUAUGCAACAGAUGAUUAAUGAUGAGAAAAGUACAGAUUUGAAUAAAGAAAAAUUUCUAGAGCAACAGAAAAAAAUGCUUGAAUGUCUUGAGACGAUGGCCGAAGACGAGGAACCCGUACCAACAAAGUCAUUGAACUUCGAAGAAGCAUUCCAGAGCAACACUCUUCCAGAAGGCUACAAAUCUCCAUACAAAACGAUUCCAUUCCUCACAGAAGACGUCGUUACAGUUAACACCAUGAGUCAUUGUCCACCAGAUGACAUCGCGAAACUCAUUCGAAACAUUCAGAACUCAGUCUACACACUCGGAUUAGAUGAAGCACGUCAAUGCCGACGUGGAAAACUUCUCGAUGUUUUGAAGUCAAACACACCGACAGACCACUUUCAGCAGCAAACGCCACCACAGAAAUCUUCUCCAAUUCCUACUGAUAAUCAUUAA
This is a messenger RNA of Caenorhabditis briggsae, 489 nucleotides long. RefSeq names its product Protein CBR-LIN-52 (gene Cbr-lin-52). Gene Ontology annotation, biological process: regulation of DNA-templated transcription. Gene Ontology annotation, cellular component: DRM complex. NCBI's taxonomy places the organism in Eukaryota, Metazoa, Nematoda, Chromadorea, Rhabditida, Rhabditidae. The record is from RefSeq and is a predicted model, not a curated record. The transcript has 3 exons. Bases 1 to 489 code for a protein of 162 amino acids.